AUGUUUCUGCCUAUAUUUCUUAUCAGUAUUCUGUAUAUUGUGCUAGUGAAGUCAAGAUUACCACCUGAUUUUGAAUUCUCUAAUGAUAAUGUCGAUGAUAAACAUAAAUGGGCUGUUCUUGUAGCUGGAUCAAAUGGUUUUAGUAAUUAUAGACAUCAGGCUGAUGUCUGUCAUGCUUAUCAAGUGUUGCUCUCCAAGGGUAUCAAACCUGAACACAUCAUAACAUUCAUGUAUGACGAUAUUGCACAUAAUGAAGAGAAUCCUUUCCCUGGACGGAUUUUCAAUGACUACCAUCACAAGGACUACUACAAAGGAGUUGUAAUUGACUACAAAGGCAAGGCGGUUAAUCCGAAGACCUUUUUGCAAGUACUCAGGGGUGAUAAAAUGGAUGGUAGAAAAGUUUUGAAGAGUGGGAAAAAAGAUGAUGUAUUCAUAUACUUUACGGAUCAUGGUGCUCCUGGUUUGAUUGCAUUCCCUGAUGAUGACCUAAGUGCCAAUGAUUUCAUGAAGACACUUAAGUACAUGCACAAACAUAAACGGUAUUCGAGAUUAGUUAUUUAUAUUGAAGCAUGUGAAUCUGGUUCAAUGUUCGACAAGAUUCUACCAUCGAAUAUGAACAUUUACGCAACAACGGCGGCAAGACCGGAUGAAUCUAGUUGGGGUACAUUUUGUGAUGAUCCAGAAAUUGCAACUUGCUUGGCAGAUUUAUAUUCAUACGAUUGGAUUGUUGAUUCACAGACUCAUGAAUUGACGAGACGAACUCUUGACGAUCAAUUUAAAGAGGUCAAAAUUGAGACGAAUCUUAGUCAUGUUCAGAAAUAUGGCGACAAGUCAAUGGGCAGAUUGAAACUCAGCGAUUUCCAAGGAAGUCGAAAGAAGAUGUCGAAUGAAAGUAAUUGGUCUACAAUGAAGCCACGAGACUCAAUACCAUCUCGAGAUAUCCCACUACAUACUCUACAUCGCAAGAUAAUAAUGACCAAUGAUGCAGGAAAGAAGAAGUUACUGAUGGAAAUUCUCGGCCUGAGACUGAAGAGGAGGGAAUUAGUUCAAGAUACAAUGGAUUUGAUUGUUGAGGUUAUGAGUAAAUCAAAGCCAACUGUUUCAAAUCCGAACAUUGAUCAAAUUUUGGAUUGCACGGAAUCAGUUUACAAAAAGUUCAAAAACAAAUGUUUCUCAAUCCAACAGGCUCCAGAAGUGGCAGCACAUUUAUCAACUCUGCACGGCUAUUGUGAGCAGGGAUUCAAUGCAGAAGUGAUUAAACGAGCGAUUAUCAAAAUUUGUGAUGAAUGA
Heterobilharzia americana is the source of this 1290-nucleotide messenger RNA. The record is from the annotation of a GenBank genome assembly. Lineage: Eukaryota; Metazoa; Platyhelminthes; Trematoda; Strigeidida; Schistosomatidae.